Eleginops maclovinus (Patagonian blennie) is the source of this 2912-nucleotide messenger RNA. RefSeq names its product LMBR1 domain containing 1 (gene lmbrd1). The transcript has 16 exons. The coding region runs from base 10 to 1665 and encodes 551 amino acids. Gene Ontology annotation, cellular component: lysosomal membrane. The record is from RefSeq and is a predicted model, not a curated record. Gene Ontology annotation, biological process: protein localization to lysosome. Lineage: Eukaryota; Metazoa; Chordata; Actinopteri; Perciformes; Eleginopidae.
CCCUCCACUAUGGUGAGGUCCCCGGAUCACGUGGGUUUGUUAUUGCAGGAAGUGAAGAUGGCGGACCAGUCGUUUCUCUCCGAGUCUAUGCUCGGGUGGUCUAUUUUCACUUUUAUACUUAUGGUAAUCCUGACUUUUUGUUGGUUCUACAUUCGGAAAUUUCAAAGUCGUCAGGAGAGUGAAGUUGUUUCAACUAUCACAGCAAUAUGUGCCCUGGCCAUUGCUUUGAUAACCUCUGCACUUCUCCCCGUCGACAUAUUCCUUGUUUCAUUUAUGAAGUACCCCAAUGGUACCUAUAAGGAUUGGGCAGCUAACAAUGAGACAAGAGGGCACAUUGAAGACACUGUGCUGUAUGGAUAUUACACACUCUACUCCAUCAUACUCUUCUGCGUCUUCCUAUGGAUCCCUUUUGUGUAUUUCUACUAUGAAGAAAGGGAGGACGACAACAUGAACAAAUGCUCGCAAGUGAAAAACGCUCUGAAAUACACAGUUGGAUUUGCCAUUGUCUGCGUGGUGCUCCUUUUAAUUGGAGCCUUCGUACCACUUGAGCCCCCACCUGGUCAGAAUUCCACCCAAUGGGAGAAAGUACAAUACCUUUUUGAAGAGCUUGGGAGUAGCCAUGGUCUACCUGCUCUCUCUUUCUCCAUCAGCUCCUUGACCUUGAUUGGCAUGUUGGCAGUGAUCACUUACACGGCUUACGGUAUGUCUGUCCUGCCUUUGAAUCUGAUAAAAGGCACACGGAGUGUGGUGUACGAACGCCUGGAGAACACAGAGGACAUUGAUGAUGUCGAGCAUCAGAUAGAAAAGCUGAAAUCCAAGUGUCAAGAUGGACGUCCUCUCUCAUCAAGGGACAGAACAAACCUGGAGGAGUUGGAGGGCAAACUGCAGGUCCUCCGGCGCAGGGGGAGACACCUUGAAAUUGCAGAGAGGAAUUGCUGCACUAAAGUGGGCAGUGCUCUCAGACCUUUAAAGAUAAUGCUGGGCAUUUUCUUUAUUCUGGUUGCACUGCUGUUCACUGUCGCCUUAUUCAUUUCAAAUUUGGAUAAAGCUCUCCACUCUGCUGGCAUCAGCUCUGGGUUCAUAAUAUUCGGCACCAACAUUACCAAUCCUCUGAAUGAACUUCUAUUAGUAUUACAGCCCGUUUUCCCGCUGGAUUACAUCCUGAUCACCAUCAUCACCAUGUACUUUGUAGUCACCUCCAUGGCUGGCAUUCGCAACAUGGGCAUCUGGUUUUUCUGGAUAAGGCUGUACAAAAUAAGACCCAAGAAAACUCGCCCCCAGGCUCUCCUCUUCCUCUGUAUGAUUCUUCUCUUGAUAGUCCUUCACACCAGCUACAUGAUCUACAGCCUCGCCCCACAGUACGUCAUGUAUGGCAGCCAGAAAUAUCUCGUACAGAUGCCCUCAGCAGGUCCUGCACCAGGGAACGGCACCACCAGGAUCUGUGAUGCUGAUGCGCCCGAGGACCAGUGCACUGUGACAAGAUCCUAUCUGUUCCUCCAUAAGUUCUGGUUCUUCAGCACCAUCUACUACUUUGGUAACUGGGCCUUUAUUGGGGCUUUCCUCAUCGGUCUGGCGGUGUCCUGCUGCAGAGGGAAGAAGUCUGUGAUCGAAGGAGAGGUCGAGGCCGACGACUCCGACUUUAGUGAUGAUGAAUAUGUGCACUAAUAAUCAGUCAAUAUUCCCCACAUCACUUAAGGGGACUAGAAAGUGCAAUUUAAAAAAACAAAUAAAUGGACGUCAGUGAUUUGUCAUAAUUUAAUAUAUUGCUUUUAAAGAGAUAUUUUAGUGACGUCUUGUGGACUCUAGACAUGUGUUGAGGAUGAGACCACUGAGACUGAUUAUUGCGUCUUAUUUGGUCAAUUUUAUUAAUAACUUUGGGAUUCUGGGAGUGUCCUCCAACUUACUCCUACCUUGAGACUUCACUUGACUUGCACAAUGACACAAAUGUUUGGUUUUUUUUAUCAUCAAAAUACUUUUAACCUUCUCAAAGCACUUUCUAGGCCCUUUAAAUUGUUACUUUUUGACCACCUUACCCAUCUUUAGUUGGCUGUAAUAUACAUUUUAAGACAGAAUACAUUUUAAGAUAAACUGUUCUGUGAUUGUUUUUCUGCAAAGUUAAUUGGUAAAAAAAAAAAAAGUGUUGACAGAAGUAACAUUUUCAAACUUAGUUUUGCUCGUUUUGUCUGGGGUUAAAUUCAGUGCUUUGGUUUGCUGUUUCUUUUUGUCUGCAUUUAGUCAUUUGCUAUCUCAGACCAUUAUUUGGACAAAUGUUACUGUACCUGUACCUGCACUUUGUAAAAUAUAAAGGACCAAUCUCAAAAGUUUUUAGUUAUUCUUGAUUUUGAAUGAAAUUGGUCCAACAGGUUUUUGCUGUCUGUCUUGAAAGAACAUGAGGAAAGUAUGCAAAUCAUAAUUUACACAUAGAUAAAUCGAAUAAGGAUGUGAUUUUAUUUAAUUAGGGAUGGCUUUUAGAGUUGAUCAACAGCAGACUUUUGGCAACUAUAAAAGGCUUUUCUUUCCAGCUAUGAUUAAUUUCUUUUCAGUGUAUUUAGAAGUGUGAAAAUGAACAAGUUCCAUUAACGAAUUGUCAGAACAUAUUUAUAUGGAAACCAAAUACCUGUGCCUCAUGAAUGUAUAGCAACAUGAUGGGCACACACUGCGGUACGUGUUCGUGCUACUACUAGCCUGAAUCUAAUGAGUUUGGUUUUUGAUUUGAGAUAAAGUCUGUUCACCUGCAGUUACAAAUGUGGUUACACAACGACAACAAAGACUGCACCACUUCGUCUCGACUGUGAUAAGAUUGCUCUUGUGUCGAUAUUGAAUGAUACCUGUAUUUAAAAAAAAUAAAACCGUUUAAACAAAAGACUGUAUUCUUAAAUACAUAGUGGCCAAUAAAUGAUAAUAUGUUGUAA